AUGGCGGGCUUAUCGACAGCCUCGAAUGGCACUGAUAACAAACCCAACACCUGGAAGGGUGCUGGGGCGGCGGAAUUCGAUUUGAGGAGCGACACAAUGACCAAACCGACUAUGGCGAUGCUCGAAGCAAUCUCUCAAUCUUCGCUCCUAGACGAUGUCUUCGGUGAGGACCCGGUGACAAAUGACCUCCAAGCCUAUGUCGCCCAACGCACCAACCAUGAGGAUUCCUUGCUCGUCAUGUCCGGAACAAUGGGCAACCAGGUUGCCAUUCGAACUCAUCUAGUACAGCCACCUUAUUCCGUGCUGUGCGAUCGCCGCUCUCAUAUUAUUUGCUACGAGGCUGGAGGAGUCAGCUCUUUGACCGGUGCAACGGUCCAAACCAUCGACCCCAAGAAUGGCAGCUAUCUCACCUUGGAGGAUAUCCAGAAAUAUGCGGUGCUUGACGAUGAUAUCCAUCAUUGUCCGACGAAGCUGAUUAGUUUGGAAAACACCUUGGAUGGCGGGGUCCUGCCGCUCGCCGAGGCCCGAAAGAUUACAGAGUGGGCACAUGCGAACGGGAUUAAGGUGCACUUGGAUGGUGCAAGGCUCUGGGAAGCGGUGGUGUCUGGGGCCGGUAGCUUACCCGAGUACGCUGGUUUAUUUGACAGCGUGAGCUUGUGCUUCUCCAAGGGUCUCGGUGCGCCUAUUGGUAGCAUUAUUGUUGGAUCCAGUGAGUUUAUCAAGAAAGCUAGGUGGUUUCGCAAAGCCAUUGGUGGUGGUGUCCGACAAGCAGGGGUGAUCGCUGCAGCUGCCCGAGUAGCCGUCGACGAGACGUUCGGACCAGACCCUCAUGGUCAGGGAGGAAAGCUUCGGGAAACUCAUGCUAAAGCUAAGAAGGUUGCUGAGAUGUGGCAAAACCUCGGGGGCAAGCUGUCUCAGCCAGUAGAGACUAACAUGGUGUGGCUGAACCUUGAAGCGGCCGGCUUAGGGCCCAAUGACCUUGCUGAAAUAGGAAAGGAAAGGAAUCUGAAACUGUUGGGCAAUCGGAUUGUAAUUCACUACCAGGUAUCGGAGGAAGCGAUUGCGCGUCUGGGUGAGGUGUUUGGGUUGGCUAUGAGCGGGAACUAUCAACGUAGCACAGAUCAAAGCAAACCCUACGGUAGCAGGUAG
Molecule: messenger RNA, 1149 nt
Organism: Aspergillus alliaceus
Lineage: Eukaryota; Fungi; Ascomycota; Eurotiomycetes; Eurotiales; Aspergillaceae
Product: threonine aldolase GLY1
Exons: 3
Coding region: 1-1149 (382 amino acids)
Biological process (GO): glycine biosynthetic process; L-threonine catabolic process
Cellular component (GO): cytosol
Molecular function (GO): L-allo-threonine aldolase activity
Source: RefSeq, a predicted model, not a curated record